GGUUGAUAAUGUAGGUGUUCGCUGAAGUUGCUUUGCCGGUGCGCCACGUUGCCCCCUGAAGUGACAAACAGUCCGUCUUCGUUAGUGAGAAAAGAAAAAAGAUAAUGUCUGAAAAGCAGAACUUUUGCAAGUGUUAGCGUAUUUGUGACGCAACAGGACGUUUGCAGAGAUGUCCCAACAUCGUCAGGACCGUGUUGUGCCCGAAAGGGACCAAGGACCACAUCCUGUGCCUUUUACGACCCCUAGGAAGCAUCACAGUGUCCUGAGGGGCAUUCGAAAGCAUUUGGGAGGCCUCCAACAAAGGGACAUUGAUGAGUAUUUGUUGGAGCUCGAUCGAGAGCGGGUGGAAAGUCCUUAUUUUGAUGGCAGUUGGUCAUCUAGUGACGAGGACAUCACGUCCGAUGUCAGUGAUGACGAGUAUUUGCCCCCAAUGUCCGUAGGGGAGCCACAGCCUGAAAGUGAACUGGAGUUCAGUGGUUUCAGUGAUUAUGAGGGAGAGUCUGAGGAGGAGGAGGAGGCACCGAUUGUGGCUGGUAGGGACAAGACAGAAAGUGAUGGUGAAAGUGAGGGAGAUGGGCCAGUGGGGAGGGUGGGAGUGCGAAGUCGUGCCGCACGUGCGAGCGCACGGCCCCGUAGAAGGUCGCAACGUCGCGGCAGCUUAGGUGAAGGCAGUUCAUCCGAAGGUGAUGAGGGGUGGUUGGAGGACCCCACCCCACCUAACAUGCACCCAUUCACGGCAACCCCUGGGCUGACCGUCCCUGUGCCUCUCACUGCACUGGGGUUUAUUCAGCUCUUCCUGACGCGGGAAUUGCUGGAAUACCUCGUUGCAGAGACGGCAGAUUACGCUCGGUACUGCCGCGAGGAACUGCAGACAACGUUGUCAUAUCGCUGGCAGGGCUGCAACCUCAUGGACAUGGCGCAUUUUUUGGGGCUCCACAUUUUCUUUGGAAUUACACCUGCUGUCGACGUCAGGCAAUAUUGGAGGCGGAAUUUUUUUUUAAGUACGCCCAAUGUGCCCGACAUUAUGCCCCGUGAUAGUUUCCUGGCGUUGAACAGGUAUUUCAACGCCUUCAACCGAAGGGCCAUACCCCGAAAUAACCCCGACCGCCUCAUCUUAGUCCGCCCAGUGUUGGACUACAUUCGUGAGCGGUCCCAGUUUCUCGUGGUUCCUUCCCAGAACCUUUCUUUGAAUGAGGGGAUGAUGCCAUACAAAGGGCGUCUAAGUAUAAAAGUGUACAACCCCAAGAAACCAAAGAAAUAUGGUGUGAAGAUAUUUUUUAUUACGGAAUCCAACACUGGAUACGUUGUGGACUUCUCUGUGUAUUCCGGGGUCUUCUCCACGCUGCGUGACACUGUCUUCGGUCUUGUGGAUCGUUUCCGUAACCAGGGAUACCACCUGUUUAUGGAUAAUUAUUAUAACUCAGUAUCCCUGGCCCAGGAACUGUAUGAAGCAGGUGUGCACGUCAGUGGUACCAUUCGGUUGGUGCGUGGGGCCCCGAAUGUCCUCAAGAGGUUCGCUAGCCAGCCGCAACAUCUGGAUAGAGGAGAGACAGAGUGGCGGCGGAAGGGAGAUGUCUUCAUCAUCUGUUGGAAGGGGGUCCGACUCGUGCCCAUGAUUACGACAAGUUAUGAGCCCAUCCAAGAAGAGGUCGUUCAGCGGAAGAAGACACGUCGGCAGGGCCGAGUUACGUAUGAGGAGUUUCGUGUCCAACGGCCUACCGUCAUUGGGCACUACAAUAGGCACUUGGGAGGAGUUGAUCUCUUUGAUCAACUCAUCCAGUAUUAUCCCUUUGCCAGGAGAACCAGGAGGUGGACACAGAAGCUCCUCAAAUACCUCCUUCAGUUGGCCCUCCAGAAUGCCUACAUCCUUUACUGUGGGUACAAUUCCGACACCCAGAGGUUGUCCCACUUCCAGUUUCUCGAGGUGGCCGGGAAUGCCCUCAUAAACUUUAAUCCUGAGGAGUGGCCUUCCAACACUGCCCCCCUGCCCCGAGCUCCAGAUCUGCCCCUAGAGGAUAGGGCAGAUGUCGCUAGGAGGGCCAACCUCGGUCGUCCUGCUCCUGCCGACGCCGCCCAUGCUGCCGCCACCCUUGAUGAUGCUGCCCCUGCUGAUGCUGCCGUCGCUGCUGUCCCUGUCCCUGCUGUCGCCCUCCCUCACAUUCCAAUGUCCCGUCGGGCAGUGGACCGCCGAAGGGCGGCCCAUCUGCAGUAAGGGCGUGUGUCUCCCUCCUCUACCUAUACCUUGUCAUGUAGAUAGGAAAAAUGCAAGACUCUUCAAUGGAGGAGGGAGAAAACAAGAAUAGAACGAAAAGUCAGGAUUACGAGUGAGUAUUCUGCAUUGAUUUUAUAUUUAGUUUUAUGUUACAAGUAUUUAUAUAUCUGUAUUUAUUGGUGUUUUGUAUAUUUUGUUUUUUGCAAAAAAAGUUUUUCACCUGCAUUCCUUGUAGUUAUGUAUUCAUACCAAAAUAAAAAAAGAUAUGUGUAAAAUACAGUAGUACCUCGAGAUACGAAAUUAAUCCGUUCCGAGACGCCCUUCGUAUCAUGAGGUUUACGUAUCUUGGACCACAUUUUACAUGUAAAAUGGCUAAUCCAUUCCAAGCCCUCCAAAAACACCCCAGUAAAUUUCAUAAUAAAGCUAAAUUGACCUAUAAACAAUGAAAUACUACAACAAAUUGGACCAUUCAAUACCUAACUUAAUAACGUAAUGCAAAUUAACCUGUAAAUAAAGUGUUUUUAUACAUUCAACUUACCUGUCAGAUAUAUACUUAGCUUUAGACUCCGUCGUCCCGACAGAAAUUCAGAUUUCGCGGCACACGCUACAGGUAGGUCAGGUGAUCUACCCAGCGGCAGGAAUAGGAACCAUUCCCGUUUUCUCAUUCAGAUUUUUUCUGUCGCCGGAACUGUCAACAUUGUUGUUGGUACCUCCUGGCUGGAAUUCUUUUUUCAUCGCUAUUGAUCUUCUUGACCGACUUUUGGUGACGUACUUGGAUCGUUGUAUUGGCAUACGCUAUCGUGGACCGUUUCUUGAACUUGAUUUUGGAUUUUUCUAAGAAUGUCUGACUCGAGUGUUGUUGUGAGAUGUGUGAAUGAGGGCUGCAGGGUGAGAAUGCCGAAAACUUCGGUAGAUCCUCACUGUAUGCAGGCGUUGUAGAAAGUAUGAAUGUUCUUUUGCUAACACCUGUAAAGAGUGCGAGAGUUUAAGUGCAGAAGAAUGGAAGGAACUUACUUCUUAUACGAAGAGGCUAGAAAAGGAUAGGCUGAGGAAGGCUUCCAAAAGCCAUAGUAGAUCUAGGUCUAGCGAACUAGUAUCUAGCUUUCUAGCUUCUCCUGCUCAUACAUUGAUUAAUCCUUCUCCCUCUAUUUCUGCCCCUUCACCCAUUGCAAAUCCUACAGAUUCAGCAUCGGAAAUUGCAGAUCUGAAGGGUACCCUUCAAAGAAUGCAAGUCAAAAUGGCGGCAUUAGAAGGUAAGAGUGGUUGUGACGUAUCAGUGGACAGUGAUGUGAGUGUCCCCAGUGUAGUGGAGGGGGCGUCUGAUUGGCUCUACAACGCUCCCAGGUCUAGACCUUUCAAGCUCCCUGGCCCAGAGGAGAAGGAAUGUCGAAAGCCGCACGGAGGUUGUAGAGGUUCCUCACCGGUCAGACGUCCCUUCGGCAGGUUCUGUUACACCUCAGACUGCCAGGGAUCGCUAUAGGAAAAGCAUCCUUCAUGAGUGCUUCUCGUCUUCAGAGUCGCCUUCACCUAGAAGAGGGUGGAAAGACACGGAUCUUUCUCGCCCCUUGAAGAGGAGCUGGAAAGCGACUGCUCUUGACUCAAGUCCCGAACGCUUUCCAGAAGAAGCACCUUCGGUAAUCAAGAGAGCCAAGAGAGCCUUUUUGACUCCCAUUGCUGUAAGGGAGCCUCAGACGCCUUCCAGAUAGCCCUCCCCUCUUUCCGACAAGGACAGGGAUGCGACUACUACUACUCAGAUCCUACUAAAAAUGCAGGAACAGAUCUCCUCAUUAGUUGGAGUUCUCUCCAAAAAACCUCUUCGUAGGAAGGAUAACUCCCUUCCUAUCAAGAGGUCCGCUGGACGCUCAGAGGUUCCUCCCUCCAAACGAGAGGCACCAGAGUUCCGAUCUCCUGUUCCGCAUUCUUCCAGGAAGUGUGGAAUUGUGUCCGAGCUUCCUGAGAAUGUUCCGCCUUCUCCCAAGCAACUAGCUCCUAUAGAUGAGUGGUUUUCUUCAGACCUAGAAGAACCAUCUUUGUGAGAAGCGCCAGGCAGGAGGAACUUUCCGGGAGAGAGGAGCUUAAUAGGCGCGAGGAACUUUCUAGGCGCAAGGCGCCUUCAAAGCGAAAACAGACGGCCAAGAGCGAGGAGACUUCUAAGCAAGUGGAGCAUAGCAAACAGAAGGAUCCUUCCAUGGAACUAUCCAGGCGCACGGAACCUUCCACACUAACGGAACGUUCCAGGCGCGCGGAACAUUCCGAGCCCUUGGAACUUUCCAGGCGCGAGUCUCCUUCCAGGCGAGUGGAACUUUCCAAACGGGAGUCACCUUCCAGACGCGCGGAACUUUCCAGGCACGAAUCGCCUUCCA
Messenger RNA from Macrobrachium nipponense, 4575 nucleotides. RefSeq names its product threonine--tRNA ligase, cytoplasmic-like. Gene Ontology annotation, molecular function: threonine-tRNA ligase activity; ATP binding. The record is from RefSeq and is a predicted model, not a curated record. NCBI's taxonomy places the organism in Eukaryota, Metazoa, Arthropoda, Malacostraca, Decapoda, Palaemonidae. The transcript is spliced from 2 exons. Bases 170 to 2212 code for a protein of 680 amino acids. Gene Ontology annotation, biological process: threonyl-tRNA aminoacylation.